Molecule: messenger RNA, 837 nt
Organism: Cryptococcus wingfieldii CBS 7118
Lineage: Eukaryota; Fungi; Basidiomycota; Tremellomycetes; Tremellales; Cryptococcaceae
Exons: 5
Coding region: 1-837 (278 amino acids)
Source: RefSeq, a predicted model, not a curated record
AUGAUCUCUCAGUGGGUCACCCGCGCCAAGCAAUUCUACUACGAGAUCGGAGACAAUGACACCCGCCCUCGCUUCAUCUCCAAUACCGACAGCCCGUAUAAUGAUAUCCUGCAUUGCGGCUCUUUAAACUCCAAAAGCUAUUGCUUCGAUAUACUCAGUGACAAUUGGGCUUCCCAGUACUAUAUUGUCCGGUUCAAGGGACCCGAAGGGGUCGCGAUAUCCCGCAGAGACUUUUGCAAGGCAUGGGCCCUUUCCCGUCGGACAGUCGCUUUUUUAGGCGGCCUUCAAUCAUCAAUACAAGACUGGGGUGUUGAACAGGAACAUGCAGAAGAUUUAGAGACCAUCUCUGAGCUGCUCCGUAAAUACGAAGCCUAUUGGGACGAACUCAGCUUUGUCAUGCAGCACAUCAGUUCCUGGGAACGGAUCGGUUAUCUGCCCUUUGUCCACGCCCCUCUCCCACCCGACUACAAAUCCCUCGUAAUCAACCCCGGCAAACCUCGCUCUCGUAGAUGGAUCCUCAAAGGCGUGGACGAUUACAAUUGGGUUCCGCUCGAGGCUUAUUUCAGAUGUGAAUCGCCUUUCAGUGCGCUAUACAUCUUUUACGUCAAGAAGAUACUGGAACUACACGAAGAAGGUUUUGAGGAUCGGUGGUUUGCUAUGUGGGAUAAGUGGGGGCCAGAUCCGGCUGAGUACGGGCUGUAUCGGUUUCCGGGGGAUGUCCCCAUCAGUGAGAGUGAGUUGCAGUUGCGGAAGAAGAGUCAAGGUGUGGACUUCGGGGAGCUACUUUCGGAUUUUGGUGAUAUAUCACGAACUCCAGUCCGGGGCUACGAUGAGUGA